Parascedosporium putredinis is the source of this 900-nucleotide messenger RNA. Lineage: Eukaryota; Fungi; Ascomycota; Sordariomycetes; Microascales; Microascaceae. The record is from the annotation of a GenBank genome assembly.
AUGAUGGCACAGCAACCUCCAAAUAGCUCGGUACCACUAUCACAAAUCGAAAAGAGCGUGACGCACUUGCUCGUCGCGACCAAACAGCUACUCGAGACCCUAACGCAAUGGUCCCGGGGCCAGGCCACCGAUGGCCAGGUAUCUGAUGUGUACGUCCGCCUCGGUUACGAAUUCAAUAUGGCUUGUCGCGCCUUUUCUGCCAUCAAUGUCGACACAUCAGAUCUCGGAAACGUCCCCGAACUGCUCAGGCAUAUCCUCGAGGCCACUUUGAGCCAAGAGGCGAGCACCGAGAGCCUGGAAAACUACCUACCGAGGAUACGUGACAUCAUAAUAAAUCUUCUCCAUGGCCUCAAGCGGAAACAGCAGAAGCUGCGGCAGAAAACCGCUCGAGAUCGGGAAAGUGGGAGCACAGGCAGCGUCGGGUCCCUACCAGAGAGGUCAACGAGCACCAACACCAUGUCAAGCAUGGGGAGUGGUCUAACGUCGAUGCUCGACGACGGCCUUUCUAACGACUAUCGCGACUCGCAGUCCUCUCCAGCUAAGAACCGCUUACCUCCGCAGAGGGAUGAUACGCGUGGCUCCACAAACUCGGCCAUGUCGAACAACGCGAUGCAAGGUGGCGGCCUCGCAGCACCUCCCUACCCGGAGAAUGGCGGGAUCCCCUCGAACACGUCUGCGCCCGGGGACUUUAGCAUCGACAACUUUCCCCGCCGCCUCCUCCUCCGCCAUCCCCUCCACCGAAACCGUCUUCGGGCCAGCGAGCUCUCGCAGCGCUCCAAAAGGUGGGGAGCUGGAGAGGAGGGCAUCGAGGCGUUACUCUCAGUUCCAACUUGCUCGACAUCUCGGGGCUCCUGCGGUGCCUCUCCUACCCACCGGCGCGCUUCCGAUCCCGAACCGUGA